CGAUAUUGCCAGAACCCGCAGACUCCGUGCAAGUAAAAGACGCCGAAGAAGAAGAUACAGGAAAAACAUGGCUACGAUUGAGGAAAUUCGCUCGGAAAAGUCGCAGCUCGAGCUUGCGGGAUUGAAGGUUCCCGAUGUUGUGAAGCAGUCGCUCAAGGCUACUGCGCAGGCGCCGGUGGUCAGCCAUGUCCUCGGCCUGUUUGACGCAGUCUCGAAGCGUCGGGCUGCGUUCGGACUCAGCACUCCGCCCAAGUUUGAGGACUUCUCGCGUGAGGUCGAGAAGGAGGUGUUGACCACGUACUAUCUGGUUCCGGGCUUGCGGGCGGAUGUCAACUACACCUCCUCUGUCAAGCCGAUGUUCAACGUCAUGCAGUCAUUCGCUGUCGGCAACGGUCGCGACAACUCGUACUCGUUCGCUGGCAUCUACGCGACCAACAAUGUCUUCCUUCGUGGAUCUCUGGAUUCCGAGAGAGCGCUUUCGGCCCACAUCGUUGGCCGUCUCUCGCCCGCUGUCGUCGGUCGCAUCCAGGCUCACUCGUCUGAGCGCGGCACCCAGGCUGUCUACGAAGUCGAUGUGCCCUUCGCGGACUCUAUGCUGUGCCUCCGCGCGGCGAACCCUUCGCUUCUCGACACCAAAUUCACUGGCAUGUCCUCCUUCAACUUUGCCCAGUCGAUAACCUCCAAGCUCGUCCUCGGUGUCUCGGGUGUGUGGCAGCGUCAGAGCCCCGACUACCCCGCCCAGGCCGGCUUCGACGUCGGCGGUCGCUACGCUUCAGACAAGUUCGUCGCUUCGGGUUCGAUCUCGGCCCAGGGAAUCCUUGGCCUGAACUACCUCCAGAAGUUUGACGAGCGAAUCCAGGGUGCUGUCUCAACCAACAUCGAUCUGACCGGCAUGGCCGCUGCCAUGGCCGGCGAGAGCCCGGACUCUGCAUGCACCACCACUGCUGCCGUCAAGAUCGACGGACCGGACCAGUCCACCCUCCGGUUGCAGAUGGACUCGCACUGGAAGUUGGGCUUUGUGAUGGAGCGCAUUGUCGCCGACACCAUGCGUAUGACCAUCGGCUCCGAGCUCGACCAGGCUAAGAACACAUGCAAGAUUGGACUCGGCCUGCAGUUUGAGAGCCAGAGCGAGUCGGUCGAGGCCGUCAUGCGGGAGAUGCAGACCAUGAGCCAGGAAGAGACGAAAAAGUACAUCACCGUUCCACCACAGUAGAUUACUCGCCAUUGAUUAUACGAUGUUCUUAUUUUCCUAACAAAAAUGGGUUUCCGGGUUUUUGUUUGUCGUUUUUCUGUCAUUUUGUUUGUCAUAUCGUCACGUACAUAGUAGCGUGUUUGUAUCUAGUAGACUCUUCCCUUUUUUUGUGUAAUUAUGACUCUCAGACUGAAAUACUGAAUGCUUCUCUUUUCUUUCUUCAUUGAAAAAAAUGUUCCUUAUUACGUCACCAG
Molecule: messenger RNA, 1446 nt
Organism: Myxozyma melibiosi
Lineage: Eukaryota; Fungi; Ascomycota; Lipomycetes; Lipomycetales; Lipomycetaceae
Product: eukaryotic porin-domain-containing protein
Exons: 1
Coding region: 68-1213 (381 amino acids)
Biological process (GO): protein import into mitochondrial matrix
Cellular component (GO): mitochondrial outer membrane; mitochondrial outer membrane translocase complex
Molecular function (GO): transmembrane protein transporter activity
Source: RefSeq, a predicted model, not a curated record